AUGGAAGUAAACAAUGAACAAGAGAGUUGCAGUAUAUAUCAGAACCUGGCUCCAUUUGGAAGUGAGAUCAAGGCCAAGAUGCAGCAGAUUAUAGAGGAAAGGACAGAAGCCAACAUGUGGACAGCUAUUCUUAUUGGAGCGGUCACAGUUGUUUCCCUUGUGGGAGGUGUCGUGUUCCUUCUCUACAGAAGAUACAGGUUGUCAAAGGAGGAGGCAGGUAUCCCACAUUAUCGUUUCCGAAAAAGAGACAAGGUUAUGUUCUACGGCCGAAAGAUAAUGCGAAAGGUCCAGACAUUGUCCUCUCCCACCACCACCCCCUCCAACUCUGCUUCCCGUCAGAGGGUGCGUAAAAGGACCAAAGUCCUGUCAAUAGCUCGCAAGAUCCUCCGUAUCCGGAAGGAGCCCACCUCCUUGCAGCCCAAAGAGCCCCCUCCCUGUCUGCUAGAAGCAGACUUGACAGAAUUUGAUGUGCAAAACUCCCAUCUACCAUCUGAAGUGUUGUACAUGCUUAAAAAUGUCAGGGUGCUUGGACACUUCGAGAAGCCUCUGUUCCUUGAGCUAUGUCGCCACAUGGUGCUGAUCCAGCUUCAUCAGGGGGAGGCACUAUUCCGCCCAGGUGAUACAGAUGACAGCAUUUAUGUUGUUCAAGAUGGCCGCCUAGAACUAUGCAUCCGCGAGAGUGAUGGGACAGAUGUUGUGGUGAAGGAAGUUCUACAAGGAGAUAGUGUCCACAGUUUGCUUAGUAUCUUAGAUGUUAUCACUGGCUACCCAGCUCCAUACAAGACAGUCUCUGCAAGAGCUGCUGUCCCCUCAACUGUAUUGCGUCUUCCAGCGAUAGCAUUUCAAUCCGUCUUUGACAAAUAUCCUGAAACUCUGGUCCGUGUCAUUCAGAUCAUCAUGGUACGUCUUCAGAGAGUGACCUUUCUUGCCUUACACAACUACCUUGGCCUCACUACUGAGCUCUUCAACACGGCGAGUCAAGCCAUCUCCUUGGUGUCAGUGGCUCAUGUCUUAGGAGAGGUCCAUCCACAUAGAAGUCUCCACAGGCAGCCUUCUCACUCUGAUGAGUUAGUGUCUGAAAAAGCAGACCCAGAAAAGGCAAUCUUAUCUGAAAAUUCCAGUUCAAAAUAUAGGAAAACCCGCUCGCUGUCCACCCCAAUCGCUGGUACAGGUGAAAUGUCAAUGGAUUUUAACAGAGUUUCUGAUGGGGCUAGAGUUGCUACUGACGAGGCUGUGCCCAGUGGUCAAGUGAAGUCUAUUUUAAAGAAGACUGUGACAAUGCAGCGGAGUCCUUCUGCAGUUUACCAUUACAGUGAAGCUGGAGCAGGAAAUGACCACCACAAUAAAGUCAAUGCCAUUUUCCAAGCUGCCAAAAAGGACUUACUGCAGGUUAUCCAGCUCCAGGAUCCCAGUCUACUGGAGGGUAGGGUGACUUUUCGCCAAGUUAAAGCCAAUUCAAUCGUGGCCCAUCAAGGAGAUCAGGAUGUGAGCGUGGCAUUUGUCAUAUCAGGUUUACUCCAUGUUUACCAGCGCAUGAUUGACCGUGAGGAUGAGUCGCUGCUUUUUGUGACCCACCCAGGAGAGAUGGUGGGACACCUGGCUGUACUCACAGGAGAACCCCUUAUCUUCACCACACGUGCUCACAAAGACUGCACAUUCCUCUCCAUAUCAAAGGCUCAUUUCUAUGAGAUAAUGCGUGAGGAGCCCAGAAUUGUGUUGAAUGUAGCUCAUACUGUAGUGAGGAGGGUGUCACCUUUUGUCAGGCAGAUUGACUUCGCCUUAGACUGGAUGGCUUUGGAGGCCGGCCGUGCUGUUUACAGACAAGGAGAUAAGUCCGACAGCACCUUCAUUGUCCUCAGUGGCCGCUUACGCUCUGUCAUUGCAAAGGAUAAUGGGAAGAAGGAGCUGGCAGGAGAAUAUGGCCGCGGGGACCUAAUUGGUGUGGUUGAGGCUCUAACCCACAUGAACCGGGCCACCACGGUCCACGCUGUGAGGGACUCUGAGCUGGCUAAACUGCCAGAAGGAGCUCUCAACUCCAUCAAGAGGAGGUAUCCUCAGGUCGUUACCCGUCUCAUUCAUUUGCUGGGACAGAAGAUUUUGGGCAAUAUGCAGCAGGUCAAUGGGCCUCUGACAGCUCGAAGCCUCCCCCUCCACAACCCCAGCAGUAAGUGGGAUGCUGGGAAUCCUGCCUCCAACUUGUCCACUGUAGCCAUUCUGCCUGUGUCUGAUGAGAUUCCGCUCAUGGCCUUCACCUUGGAGCUGCAGCAUGCACUCAGUGGUAUCGGGCCUACACUACUCUUGACAAGUGACAUCAUUAAACAGCGCCUGGGCACUGCUGCUUUGGACAGCGUCCACGAGUACCGUCUGUCAAGUUGGCUCGGCCAGCAGGAAGACAUCCACCGUAUCGUCCUUUAUCAAUCUGACUCAGGCCUUACUCCUUGGACGCAGCGCUGCAUCCGCCAGGCUGAUUGCAUCAUUAUUGUGGGACUGGGUGAACAGGAACCCACAGUGGGAGAGUUGGAGAAAAUGUUGGAGGGUAGUGCUAUUCGGGCCCAGAAGCAAUUAGUGUUGCUGCACAGGGAGGAUGGUCCACCACCCAAAGGGACAGCGGAGUGGCUGAACAUGCGAAGCUGGAUCUCCAGGCACCAUCACUUGUCAUGUCCUCGUAGAGUGUUUUCCAAGAGGAGUUUACCUAAGCUGAGAGAGCUGUACGAACGUGUGUUUGAAAAGUGUCCAGAUCGUCACUCCGACUUCUCCCGCCUAGCCAGGAUUCUAACAGGAAACAGCAUCGCAGUUGUGCUAGGUGGUGGAGGUGCCAGGGGUUGCUCCCAGGUUGGCAUCAUUCGGGCAAUGAAGGAGGCAGGGAUCCCUGUAGACAUUGUGGGUGGUACCUCCAUUGGCUCCUUCAUUGGAGCACUGUAUGCUGAGGAGAAAAGCAACAGUCGAAUGAGGGUUCGGGCUCGUGAAUGGGCCAUGGACAUGACAUCUCUCUUUAAGAAGAUUGUGGAUCUGACCUACCCUGUCACUUCCAUGUUUUCCGGGGCAGCCUUUAAUUCUGGCAUUCGAUCAGUUUUCAAAGGCAAACAGAUAGAGGACUUGUGGCUGCCUUACUUCAACAUUACCACAGAUAUCACAGCUUCUUCCAUGAGAGUUCACACUGACGGUUCACUGUGGCGUUAUGUAAGAGCCAGCAUGUCACUAUCUGGUUACCUGCCCCCUCUCUGUGAUCCAAAAGAUGGACACCUACUGAUGGAUGGGGGUUACAUCAACAAUCUGCCUGCUGAUGUGGCUCGCUCCAUGGGAGCCAAAGUCGUGAUUGCUAUAGAUGUUGGAAGUCGGGAUGAAACCAAUUUAACCAACUAUGGUGACUCCCUCAAUGGAUGGUGGCUUCUUUGGAAGCGGUUGAACCCAUUAGCUGAAAAAGUCAAGGUUCUUAAUAUGGCAGAGAUCCAAACCCGGCUUGCAUAUGUUUGUUGUGUCCGUCAACUGGAAUUGGUGAAAGGCAGUGACUACUGCGAGUAUAUCCGGCCGCCAAUCGAUCGCUAUGGCACACUAGAAUUUGGCAAAUUUGAUGAAAUUGCUGAGGUGGGAUACCAGCAUGGGAAGACACUGUUUGAUGUCUGGCAACGUAGUAAUGUAGUGGACAACAUGCUUAAAGACAGACAUCAGGAGGAGUUCCACAAGACCAAAAGCAGUCAUGUGGUCACUUGUCCAAAUGCCUCAUUCACUGACCUGGCAGAGAUUGUGUCACGGAUUGAACCUGUCAAGACUGCAUUGGUUGAAGAUGAACUAUCUGAAGAAUACCAGACAGAUUAUGAUGAGGAAGCUUUGGAAAGCGCUCUGUCUGACAGUGAGACAUUCAUGCCUGGCGGCGAACACACAGAAGAGGGAGACAGUUGA
Nerophis lumbriciformis (worm pipefish) is the source of this 3900-nucleotide messenger RNA. The record is from RefSeq and is a predicted model, not a curated record. NCBI's taxonomy places the organism in Eukaryota, Metazoa, Chordata, Actinopteri, Syngnathiformes, Syngnathidae.